AUGGUUCAGCGACCGAUGCGCGGAGGAAUGGGCCCAGGGCCUAUGAUGGGAGGAUUCGGUCCGGGUCCUUUCGGACCUGGAGGUUUUGGGCCAGGAAUGAGAGGACCUAUGCCUUUUGGUGCUGGUCCUGGACCUAUGCGCGGCAUGGGACCAUAUGGCGCAGGCGGUGCUGGUCCUGAUCAAAACGUAACUUUCUUCAAAGGACCUCAGCAAGCUGCCGCCGGAGGGGUACGUUUGAUUCGUUGA
Messenger RNA from Cylicostephanus goldi, 246 nucleotides. The record is from the annotation of a GenBank genome assembly. Lineage: Eukaryota; Metazoa; Nematoda; Chromadorea; Rhabditida; Strongylidae.